UCAAAAUGGACACAUUUUCGCAUUUCACAACAGCUGCAACUGAAUUCAGUCCUGUUUGUGUUGGUCAAGCAAAAGGGAGAAGAUGACUCUGACUGAGGCCUCCUUGUGCGCUCUGGUGCGUGUGUUGGUGGUGUGUGUUGUUGGGGUGGUGGUGGUGGACGGCGCUGAGCUUCAAUCCUACGAUGGCAACGUGUUCAUCGAAGUCUCGAGCGGGGCCGACGCGUUUGUGGUUCGCUCGGGAGAGGAGCCAACAUCCCUCUUUGGUCUCAAGGACAACAUUACGCGGACAAACGAGAGGCUGGAUGCGCUUCGUAGUGAAGUUGAAGACACGGCCAACAGCGUUGCCGCCAUCAGCACAGCCCAAGAGCGCGUGCUUGCAAACGUGACGGAGCACGUGUCGUCCCUGCGUACGGCCAUUGCAGAUGUGGAGGUCAAAGUUUCCACCAUGUCUAGCGAGACGAGUGGUGCUACCGCCUCCCUCGCCACCGCCCUGCAGGCUGCAGAAGGGAACCUCGAUCGCCUUGCGCGGCAACACUCAGCCGAGCUGUCGUUCUUGGCCGGAAACUUCAGUUCGGAACUCUCCCGCCAGCUCUCAGAGCAAGAGGAGGCGUUUGGAAACGUGAUUGCGUCAUUGGUCAGCGACACUGCCAGCGCCCGUGAAAGUUUGCGAACCCAAGUCCUCCAGGAAACGGAACAAAACGCCGCCAGCCAAAUUGCAGCAGCAACAGCAAACACUCUGGCACCUGGCGAGCUCCCGACUGCGAGCACGCUGCCGGAUUGCACUGCGCAGACCACCGGUCGCCUCCGCUUCAAGGACAACUCAGUGCAGCUGUGCAUUGAGGUGACGAGCGAGCAGUACCAAUGGCGUGGCGUUGAUGUGCCCCGACCAACAGGCCUCUCAACAUCAGAGGCCGCGGCGUCGUGCAAAGAAGCGCUGGCGUCGCAGAAGGCGCUUGGGCUCAACAUCGGCGAUGGUGUGCACUGGAUCAAGAAGGGUGGUAGCGGCAGCCCAACACAAGUCUGGUGUGACAUGACAUCUGACGGCGGUGGCUGGACGCUCGUCGCAUAUGCAGGGAGCAUUAGCGGCAACAAGCAGAACACCGCGGGCACCAGCUUUUUCUUCCCGCUGUUCGGCCAUUACGGCACGUACGACCCUGAAGCGCCGUCCACGCGUUCCACGUUUUCACUGCUGAAGGACGCCAUGUUUUCGCACCUGUUUGUUGCGUCAAGUCAAAUCCUGGCCAAGCGGACCACAGUGCCGCAACACCAGAUGAUCUUCCCUGUUGCCAACGUGGACGACUACAACCAGAACCAGCUGCCGCCUGUGCCAUACCUGCGGGUGACGCGUGAUGGCACCAACUACUACGACCGCACCAACAUCAACAUCUUCCCCAACUACGGCUGCAAGAUGCCGUGCUACACGGGCUACGAUGACAACUGGUGCACGACGCUCGAUUGUGACUCUUCGAACCAGGACAAUGCCGGUUCAUUCAACAGCAAAGUCUCACACAGAGCCAUGCUCUACUGGGAAAUUAACGAGGGCAGCUACAGUGCGAGCCAGUGGUUCCACGCCACGCCCCUCAACAUGCACCGGUCGUCCAGUGCAGAGAACACCGUGCAGGACAUUGAGUUCUAUCUCAGAGAGAGCACCACGUAUUGAUGUCGCCCAGCGCUCCGGGCGCUGAUUCUCAUGCCGCCUUUGUUACUUGUGUGUGCGUGUGUGUGUGUGUGCAUGUGUGGUGGCUGCUGACUGCCUUGUGCGGGCGUUUCCUUGCGUGCGUCUUUUUCUUGCGUCCACACGUGCUUGGAGUGUAUGUGGGGCCAUAUGCACACUUAACGGUGCGAAUGCUUGCUCCUCGUGGUGUUUAAUGUUGGGUGCACACGUGUGUGAUGUUCCAUCAUGUUCCGUUGUUCUCGACAUGCUCUGGCAUUGCUGGUCAUGGUGGCGUUUGCAUCUGUCAGUGUGAUGAGUUGGCUCGGUGUAUGUGUGUGUGUAUGUGUGUGUUUGUGUGUGUGUGUGUGUGUGUGUGUGUGUG
Salpingoeca rosetta is the source of this 2036-nucleotide messenger RNA. RefSeq lists its product as uncharacterized. The transcript is spliced from 16 exons. NCBI's taxonomy places the organism in Eukaryota, Choanoflagellata, Craspedida, Salpingoecidae. Bases 83 to 1660 code for a protein of 525 amino acids. The record is from RefSeq and is a predicted model, not a curated record.